CCGUGGCCUCGUAUGAUGUCGCUGACAGUUGUUCCACAUCUAUAAAUAGGAAACAUGCUGUUAAUAAAUGACCCCAAUGGAACCUGUAAUCUCGCGAUAAUUCAAUGUAGCAUAGCUAUCAUAACAGGAAGUAAGAAGUAUGUGACUAGUUAAUUUUUUAACCCCAAAGUAAGGGCAGAACAAACUGUUGGUAAUGACAAGGGGAAUUUAACUGCACCUUUAAAUUAUACCGCAACGCUAAUACUGCCCUCAUUUAUGUUCCUGUUUCAUUGCGUAUCGUUCAUCGUAGGGUUAGCAUUUUGCUAACGUUAGCUCAUCGUUUCGCCUGUUGACGUCAAUUUUAUUGGACAGGUCCGUUUCCUGAACCUGUAUUGUUGAUACAGGUAGUCUAAACCUUAGAUUACGGAUUUGUAGAAGUAACUCGGAUAUGAAACGCCACAGUCCGUUAACUUACUCUGUCGUCUAUCAUUGGUAGGCUACCAGUUUGUUUCUGUUGUGAUUUCGUGUUAACUCCUCUGUUUUAAAGUCGAACCAUGCAUGUGAAGGAAAGGACGAUUGGCAUUUUAAAGCGGUUUGACAUUGGAAACAGGUUCUCCUAUCUACCGACGAUGCCUAAAGCCUCAGUACUGAUCCCGCUGUUUGUGAAGAAAGGAGAGCUGCACACACUGAUGACCUUACGAUCAAUGCAGCUGAGGUCCGGUGCUGGAGAGGUGUGUUUCCCCGGUGGGAAGAGAGACCCCGUUGAUAAAGAUGAUGUGGACACAGCCCUGAGAGAGGCAGAGGAGGAGAUAGGUCUGCCACCUGACCAAGUUCAGGUGGUUUGUAGACUGUUUCCUGUUAUAAAUAAGAGUGGCCUGUUGGUGACCCCAGUGGUCGGCUUCAUUGAUGAAACAUUUUGUCCCUGUCCAAAUCCAGCUGAGGUCAGUGCUGUGUUCUCCGUACCUUUGGAUUUCUUUACCAGUGAGAAGGACCACUUCACUGCUAAUGGCAUCACUGGGACAGUGGGACCUUUGCACUCUUUUUAUUUUAUGGACUCUAAUUCUGGAAGCCAGUAUCACAUAUGGGGCCUGACUGCUGUGUUGGCCAUCCUGGUAUCUGCACUUGCUCUCAAGAAAAAGCCAGAGUUUGAUGUCGGUUUUGACUUUGAGAAUCCACUGUCCUUCUUUGAACAGGUUUUGCAGAGAAGAAUUAGUAAACUAUAGCAACUUGUUCCUUAUGGAUGCUACAUUUUUUAAAUAUAAGAAGUAUUAAAACAUUCUAACUGCAG
This is a messenger RNA of Sphaeramia orbicularis (orbiculate cardinalfish), 1267 nucleotides long. RefSeq names its product nudix (nucleoside diphosphate linked moiety X)-type motif 7 (gene nudt7). Gene Ontology annotation, biological process: coenzyme A catabolic process. The record is from RefSeq and is a predicted model, not a curated record. The transcript has 3 exons. Lineage: Eukaryota; Metazoa; Chordata; Actinopteri; Kurtiformes; Apogonidae. Gene Ontology annotation, molecular function: coenzyme A diphosphatase activity. Bases 534 to 1202 code for a protein of 222 amino acids.